AAUUAGUUGGGUCUCGGCAGUUUUUCGCUGCUGUGGAAGAUUCAUGAAGUUUUAUAGAUGAUUAAAGAUGAAAGAACUGAGAGUGUUGAGGCAGUUAUUGUAGGUUAUAAAUCAUUCAGCAUUGCAUCACCUCCCAUUCUUAUAAUAAAAUGCAUAUGCUGUAUCAUUUAAAAUGUACGGAUUAUGCCUCUGAUUAAUACAGAGCAUAUGUUCAGCAGGCUGCCCUGUAGGCUAAAGGGAUUAAUUGUCCUCCACAAUUUGAUAAAAACCUGUUAUUUUGGCAUUGUUGGGGGGGGGCAUUUUUCAGAUCCAUGCAAAAAUUCUGUGAAUGCAAUCAAAAAACUAAAAAUGCCCAAAAUUUCGUUUGGUUAGGUUAGGGUUAGGGCCAGGCAGGGGUUACGGUCGUCAUUUUGUGAUUAGAGUUUUCCCCAUAGAAAUGAAUGGAGAGUCCCCACAAAGAUAUAAUUACAAACCUGUGUGUGUGUUGGAGUGCAGGGCAUCCAGGGUUAUGUCCUCUGUGAGAAGCUUCAGGCCCUGAAGAACUAUAAAGGUCAUUCAGACAGUACCAGUCAAUAGUAUGGACACAGUAAAAGAGAGUGAUAGUGUCGCACUACCUGAUGGUAUGGGAGGAGUUUAACGAGAGUGACGGAAAAGCGGCCAAUGAGAGCUCAGCAAAUAUGUGGGACGUCCUUCAGGACAGCUGGCAUCCCAGGAGGCCAACUCAUGGAACUGGUGUAGCGGAGACAGUAGGGUCAGUCAGUCCCUGGAGUUAUUGGGGUUAAGGGCCUCACUCAAGGUUUCAUGAUGGGAUCACUCAGCUGACAGUGGGAUUUGAACCAGCAGCCCCCUGAGUCCCAACCCACAGAGCUGCUGCCCCCCAAGCAACUGAUUUUUUUUGGUUAAUACUUUUUUGGUGUUAAAGUAAUAUGUUGUUUUGUAGUUUUUAUAUCUUUAUAAUUAUUCUAAAAUGUAGAGAAUAGUACAAUAAACCUGUCUAUGGGUAGGUGUGUCCAGACUUUUGACUGGUGCUGUAUUUUAUAAUGUAAAAUAAUGCAGUGAGGCCUCUCUUAUGAAUGUGGCUAAGGAACGAUCUAAAAGGUGCCACACUUCGCAGAUAUAAUCACAGAGUAGUAACAGGAAGUGGCAUUGCACUGAGGCUCUUAAUGGUGGGGGUGGAGAGCGCAAGGGCAUGCUGUGGGCACUAACCUCCCACCAAGACGCCUCCGCCUGCCACGGGCAAGCCGCUUGGCCAUGCUCUGCAAGCAGUGAACUGAAACAGGAUCGAACUCUCCCUUACUGUAACAUGGGCAGAAAAUGCCCCCCACAGAACUGGGCAAAGGAGACACACAGACAGGCAGAGGUAUCAGAGACACAGACAGGCAGCAGAGGUAUCAGAGACACAGACAGGCAGCAGAGGUAUCAGAGACACAGACAGGCAGCAGAGGUAUCAGACACACAGACAUGCAGCAGAGGUAUCAGACACACAGACACACAGACAAGCAGCAGAGGUAUCAGAGACACAGACAGGCAGCAGAGGUAUCAGGCACACAGACAGGCAGCAGAGGUAUCAGACACACAGACAGGUAUCAGAGACACAGACACACAGACAGGGAUCAGAGACACAGACAGGCAGAGGUAUCAGAGACACAGACACACAGACAGGUAUCAGAGACACAGACAGGCAGCAGAGGUAUCAGAGACACAGACAGGCAGCAGAGGUAUCAGACACACAGACAGGUAUCAGAGACACAGACACACAGACAGGGAUCAGACACACAGACAGGCAGAGGUAUCAGAGACACAGACACACAGACAGGCAGCAGAGACACAGACAGGCAGCAGAGGUAUCAGAGACACAGACACACAGACAGGUAUCAGAGACACAGACAGGCAGCAGAGGUAUCAGACACACAGACACACAGACAGGUAUCAGACACACAGACAGGCAGCAGAGGUAUCAGACACACAGACAGGCAGCAGAGGUAUCAGACACACAGACAGGCAGCAGAGGUAUCAGACACACAUACACACCCACACAGAAACGAUGCUUUCUGAUGUUUACAAAGGCUCACACUCACUCGCACCCACACUGUUGGUGCCGGUGCUUGGUUGUGAACACCUGCGUUUACGUCAAGGUGCAAAGUUCAGGGUUACCUUUUUGUCAUCAGCAGCUGUGAGAUGAAGAUCAUUCAGACAAACAGUAUCAGUCAAAAGUAUGGACACACCAUAACAGAAUGAUAGCGUCGCGCCACCUGACCCAAACAUCAGAGAUGGUUUUGGAGGAGUUUGACCAGGGAGUGACAGAAAAGCGGCCAAUGAGAGCUCAGCGUAUGUGGGACCUCCUGCAGGAGCUGGAACGGCAUCCCAGGAGGCCACCUCAUGCAGCUGGUGUAGAGGAGGCAGCAGGGUCAGCCGGUCCCUGGGGUAAUUGGGGUUAAGGGCCUCGCUCAAGGGCCCAAAGGUGGGAUCAUUCUACCAACUGGGAUUUGAACCAGCAACCUUCCGAGUCCCAACCCACAGAGCUGCCCCUCCCAACUAAUUUUAUUUAGUUCUUUUUUGGUCAGUGCAUAAUCCAUAUAUGUUAUUUUAUAGUUUUUAUAUCUUUAUAAUUAUUCUAAAAUGUAGAGAAUAGUACAAUAAACCUGUCUAUGGGUAGGUGUGUCCAAACGUUUGACUGGUGCUGGUUUUAUACUGGUGUAUAAAAUAAUGCAGUGAGGCCUCUCUUAUGAAUGUGGCUAAGGAACAAUCUAAAAGGUGCCACACUAAUAGAAGCUAAUAACAGGAAGUGGCAUCGCACUGUGGGCACUAACCCCCCCAGCCGGGGUAUUGGGAUACUUUCUGUAGACGUAUUUAAAUAUAAGCAGCGUAAUGUGAGAAGCAGCUAGCAUCAUGCUGGACAUCACUUAUUGCACACAAGGAACAUACAGCAGCAUUGGCUGAGUGUCGCAAGUACAGAGCAAGUAGCAUCGAGGUUAUAACGGAGGUAGGGUUGUAAAAUGGCAUUUGGUUAUGCAGAGGUUUCAGGAGAUUUAGGUCGCGGCCGACAGCCGCUGUGAACUGACAGCCGACCCUCU
This is a messenger RNA of Brienomyrus brachyistius, 3074 nucleotides long. RefSeq lists its product as uncharacterized. The record is from RefSeq and is a predicted model, not a curated record. Bases 1190 to 2182 code for a protein of 330 amino acids. The transcript is spliced from 2 exons. Lineage: Eukaryota; Metazoa; Chordata; Actinopteri; Osteoglossiformes; Mormyridae.